AUGACGAAACUUUACGGAGGAGCCAUAAGCUGUGAUUUACCGGAAGUUGCGGUUGAUGUUUCUGAUUUUAGGGAAGUCCCAGACACUCAAGAAGUCUUUAUAUUAGAAAGACCAGAUGGGCUUGAUCGCUCUGUCAUCAUUGACUUGUUGGAGAUGGUCAAAGCCAACACCCUACCUGAGAUUAUCGCCAUACAUCUAGAGGACAUAAUCGACGGACCUCCUACAUUUUUAGCUCCCCUCGAGAGUUCCAAGACUGAAGAAGACUUUGAUGCACAUUUCUUCCUUGUGAAGCCCUCUCCAUCCAAGCAGGAGACAGAUGAGACCAAAUUAUUUAUGCUCAUUGCGUUAUUGAGGUUAGAGAAGGCAGAGAGUGAUUGUGUUUUCACAUUUAACAUCCCAUUGAAGUGCGGCGAUGUCACAGCAGAGCAGCUUCAUGCACAGAUGCUGGAAGUGACUAGCGGCGAUGGAGAGCUCGGCCGCUGCUUCCAGCAGCUCAAACACUGGGUUUCUACUUUCAAAAUUCAAGAUUGGAAUCUAUUCAGUUGA
Molecule: messenger RNA, 546 nt
Organism: Candidozyma duobushaemuli
Lineage: Eukaryota; Fungi; Ascomycota; Pichiomycetes; Serinales; Metschnikowiaceae
Product: Ran GTPase-binding protein
Exons: 1
Coding region: 1-546 (181 amino acids)
Biological process (GO): protein import into nucleus
Cellular component (GO): nucleus
Molecular function (GO): guanyl-nucleotide exchange factor activity; small GTPase binding
Source: RefSeq, a predicted model, not a curated record